This is a messenger RNA of Fusarium odoratissimum NRRL 54006, 1987 nucleotides long. RefSeq lists its product as uncharacterized. Bases 907 to 1683 code for a protein of 258 amino acids. The record is from RefSeq and is a predicted model, not a curated record. Lineage: Eukaryota; Fungi; Ascomycota; Sordariomycetes; Hypocreales; Nectriaceae. The transcript has 2 exons.
GCGACAAGACUGGACGACACCAAUGCUCACCUGUCUUAGAUGCGCUUUGUGCACCUUGACGCUCAUCAUCAUCACAAAGAAUGCACUAAAGCGCUGCACGUACCGUUCGUAUUCCCCCAUCCCCCGUGGUGAAGGGCGAAUGGUACCUUUUGCCGCCCUCGUUUAGUGGCGUCAAAAUACCGCGCCGGCAUGUUCGGUCCCUGGUCCAAGAACAACAAGCCCCGGCAUGUCAUCUCGUCUCUUUGCUGGCUGAUUGCCGCGUCAAGGCGAAACACGCAGGCAAGAUCUGGGUAAGGAUUUGAUAUUGCAGGACUGAUAUGAGGGGUUUCAGUGUGGCAUCCCUCCCCACACUCAACCCGAGCUUCCCAUCCGGAGACUCGGGUGUCAGCUGCGAGACCUCGUAUUGAUUGGUUCGGCAAGCUGAGGCCAUCAACGGUUUUCUUUUACCCCUGGUCUAGACUAGCUAGUCUAGUCUCUUUACCCCUGGAUCGAGCAGCCCAUCGGAGCAUCAUCCCUUUGAAACACAGAACUCCGCUAUUUCAAUCAAUUCGACGUUGUCUGUUGUCCAGGGCCCAGGGCCCAGGCUUACGCCUCGAAUUUCGUUUUUCACAUGGCACCACACCAACUGUCGGGAUCAUUGACAUGUCUCAUCCAAUGGGAUCAUUACACUGGUUGACUGUUGCACAACUAUAUUAUAACCUUGAUUCCCGUCCCCCCAUCUUCUGUUUCUUUUCCUCUCCAGACUCAAUCAGUCUUGUCACUCAUUCCUUAACAGGCAAACCACUCAUUCAUCCUUGAAGGAUUAUUCUACAUUCUUUCACUCCUUAACACGUUCUUUUUAAAGCAACUCGAAUUUUUUACAGCCCAGUCCCGGUGACGUUAACCAACAACAACAAAACUCUCAAGAUGCAUUUCUCAAGCUUCAUCGUUUCCAUGAUGGCCGCUGGCGCCAUGGCCGCUCCCCACGGCAGCUGGGGCAACUCCAACAAGCACUACAAGGUCGUCACCGAGUAUGAGUACGUCACUCACUACGUGACCGCUGGAGGCAACGCUCCCCAGGCCACCUACGUUCCCGAGCAGCCCGCCGCCGCCCCUGUCCAGGAGCAGCAGCCCGCCCCCGUCGUCAAGAAGCCCAAGAAGAACCCUGCUCCCCAGCCCACCUACGUCGCUGCCCCCGAGCCCGAGAAGGAGGAGCCCGCCACCACUCAGGAGGAGGCCCCCGCUGCCACUCAGCCCAGCUCCGACUCUGGCUCCGGAUCUUCCAACCUCGACGCUGAUCAACAGAAGGCUCUCGACCUCCACAAUGAGGCCCGCAAGGCUGUCGGUAACGAGCCUCUCUCUUGGGACGACUCUCUUGCCUCCGGUGCCCAAGAGUGGGCCGACCACCUUGCUCAGCUCGGCAGCCUCGAGCACUCUCAGGGUGAGGAUGGCGAGAACCUUUACAUGGGCAGCGGCUCCAACCCCUACUCCGCUGCUGUUGAGGCUUUCCUGAGCGAGAAGAGCCAGUACAACGGCGAGGCCAUCUCCGGCUCUAACUACAUGUCCUUCGGUCACUACACCCAGUGCGUCUGGAAGACCACCACCAAGGUCGGUAUGGCCGUCGCCAAGGACAGCUCCGGUGCCUCUUGGGUUGUCGCCCGCUACCAGAAGCCCGGUAACAUGAUCGGUGACAAGCCUUACUAAAUGUCAACGCCGACAUGGACGGAUGCUUAGGUUCGGGAUAGCUGGCAGUGAUCUUUUGAUGUAUCUUUUUCACUUCAAGUUAUGAGAGCGACUCACCAGGGCUAUGAACUCACAUUUCACUUCUUGAAUAAACCAUUCGCGUUUUCUUAUGCGGAUUAUUUGGUUUACUGACAAUAUGUAUAUACUUGUCUCACGCAAUUACGACCUUUGCAUUCACGUUCAUGAUAAACUUUGUCUCUGCCGAUGCUUCUUGGUGAUUUGUUCAGUGAAUGAAUGAAUAUUAAUGUUCCACGAAAUGAACACG